This is a messenger RNA of Plasmopara halstedii, 186 nucleotides long. RefSeq lists its product as uncharacterized. The record is from RefSeq and is a predicted model, not a curated record. Bases 1 to 186 code for a protein of 61 amino acids. NCBI's taxonomy places the organism in Eukaryota, Oomycota, Peronosporomycetes, Peronosporales, Peronosporaceae. The transcript is spliced from 2 exons.
AUGGAUGCACCGCACGUGAGAGAUGAAGCAGCAAAUCAUUACAUAUUGACCCGGUCUCCGCCGGCUUCUACUCAGACGAUUGCGGCCGUCGCAGCUCGGACUCGUCUCCACUGCUUUCGUUCAGACGACCGCAACCCAAAUUUGCUCUCAUCCAUCCCACCAGAAACCAUUCAUGAAAAGCUUUAA